AUGGCGGAAGAGAUCUCAGAAUCUCCCAGUCACCCACCCGAAACUUCGGCAACUCCGCCACCUGCACCACCUCAACAGCAACCCGAAUCGGAAAUUUUCGACCCUAAAACCAUGCGGAAAACAAAACCCGGAUUGAAGCGGCUCUUCCUCACCUUUUCAGUCCUUCUUUCCUUCCUUGUAGGUUUCCCAUUUUUAUUUAAAUCCGUUGAGAUCUACCGCUCUCCACUUCCAUUCGGCGACAUCGAUAACGUCUCAAGCGACAUCAUCUCCAAUCCGUUGCUCUUUCCUUGCCAUCUCCAAGCCAUAUUUCUCCACUCCAAUCCCAAAUCUUCAAUUAACCUAAAUUUAGAAGAGCUUGAACUCUCGAUUCGCUCCAAAAUUACCAAAUUCACCUCCGAAGCACCACCUCAAUGCGGAGCCUGCACCGACAAUUUCACUCUCUCGCUGACUCUAGACGACAGGGAUUGCUCGCAAUCUCCUUCUAGCUUUUACAAGUGUGGCACAAUCCGAGCCGUUGAUUUGGAUUUCAGUGAUGAUGAGAGUGUUGAUGAAGCUCUGAAGUCUGUUGAUUUAGAUUUUGGCGGGAAAGUGUAUAGUGUGGUGGUGGUAAAUGGAGGUGAUGUGGAUGGAGUGAAGGCGGUUGUUGGGAAGUACAGACACGGGUGGAUUGUAGGGAGGGAUUGGGGAGUGGGAGAAGUGGGGGAGAGAUUGGCCGAGACUUUUGUCAAAGUGUUUCUGAAUGGAGGGAGAGAGGAAGGGUUGAUUCAUGGGGAGUUCAUGCCUGUUGGUGCUGAUGGAAGGAUUGUUCUUUCAUUUAAUUUGCUCAAUGCAGAUCCCAGUGAUUGGAUUUAUGAUUGGGAUUUUCAGAAAAUAGAUGAAACUCUGUUGACUCCUAUGCUUGAAGCGUUGGGACCUAUAGCAAACAUAAGUGUGGAAAGCCAAGUUUUGUACCAUACUCCAAAGUCUUCAUUUUCUUCUUGGGACGAAAAAUUGGGCAGCUAUAUUUUUAGCACCAAGGAUCUUCCUUUCUUUGUAAGUUUUCCUCAAGUUCCUGACUAUGCUUUAUAUGUGCCAUCUGCAAAGGAAUGUCCUCUUCUUCUACAGCUUCCAAAUGGAGAGAUUUCUAAAACAAAUGCCUUUAUAUCUCCAAUGUGGGGAGGUGUCAUGGUGUGGAAUCCCCAAAGCUGUUCAAGGGAUUCAGACAGUGGGCUUCCUGUCAGACAUUUAAUAUCCCCUGAGGACCUUCAGAUGGUUUUUGAAGUUUUUGUGGGGCAAUUCCGGCAACUUUUUGGUAUUAAAUCUGAUAGUCUUUAUGUGGGUGCAUUGGGCACCUACAGUCUUUUAGCCAGUGAAAAAGGUUUCACAGAAUGGGAAUUGGAUGUCUUGUCACGGCAACAUACGUGUUUUAAUCUCCACUCAAGUUCCACAACCCUGGGAUCUCUUUCAAGAUUGGUUCAGUCGUUGCCUAGGAUGAUUAUUACGGAUGAGAUAGGAAAGCAGGUAAAAUUUUCUCUGGAAGCAGCAAAAUUAGCUUUAAGAAAUGCCUCUCUUGGAGUUUAUGAUGCUUCCGCUGUGUCCUCAAGACAAGCAAGAUCUUUGGCAGAGGAUGCCUUUUUCCACCCAUCAAUCAUGUCUGUCAGCUACUACUCGUUUGAGCACUGUUUUGCAGUGUACUCGCCCUUCUUCUUGCCAGUUUCAAUGCAUGUCCUCCUUGCAGCAUUAAGAGAAUGGAGAAGAUAUAAGCAAGAAAAGGCGAAGUACUUAUUAUGGAAGGCUAAAGAAAAGGUGACAUCUUAG
Molecule: messenger RNA, 1797 nt
Organism: Dovyalis caffra
Lineage: Eukaryota; Viridiplantae; Streptophyta; Magnoliopsida; Malpighiales; Salicaceae
Source: the annotation of a GenBank genome assembly